AUGAAGGCUCAUCUCGUGACGUUGCUUUCUUUCCUGGUUGCCGCGCAGGCUUUUUACCUGCCUGGUGUUGCACCAACCUCCUACACCAAAGGCCAGACAAUACCUCUGUACGUCAAUCGCAUAACCCCUUCGAUGAGACACACCGACGCCAAAUCCAAGACCUACGUUUAUUCCUACGAUUACUACUUCCCUAGGUUCCACUUUUGUGCCCCAGAAGGUGGUCCACAAAAGCAGUCUGAAUCCCUCGGUUCCAUCAUGUUUGGAGACAGAAUUUUCAACUCUCCAUUCGAAAUUAAGAUGCUCGAGAACAAGACUUGUUCCAAAUUGUGCCAGCCUAUUUACUCCACUGCUGACGCAGUUUUUGUGAACAGAAAUAUCCGUGCUGGCUUCAAGCAUAACUGGUUGGUUGAUGGACUCCCUGUUGCGAAGGCCAUCAUUGAUACCAAGACUGAAACCCAGUUCUACGGAGCUGGGUUCGAAAUUGGAGCCGUUGAUAACUCUAACGUUGCUCAUUUGUACAAUCACUACGAGUUGGUGAUCGAAUACCACGAGCGUGGUGCGGACGAGUUCAGAGUGGUGGGUGUGACUGUCAACCCUUACUCGAUCAACCAUGCGGACCCUUCAAACAUGAAGUGUGACACUGAAAAGUCCACUCCUAUCGUCUUGGACCAAGGCAAGGACACCAAGGUUACUUUCUCGUAUGCCGUCUUCUUUGUUCCUUCCGACACCGUCUGGGCCACCAGAUGGGACAAGUACUUGCACGUGUACGAUCCCAAGAUCCAAUGGUUUUCCCUGAUCAACUUCUCCAUCAUUGUUCUGUUCCUGUCCCUGAUCAUGUCUCACAUUCUGGUCAAGACCCUCAAAAGCGACAUUCAAAAGUACAACGAGGUCAAUCUUGAUGACGAGAUGAUGGAUGAGAUGGGAUGGAAACUGGUCCAUGGUGACGUUUUCAGAGCACCCGAGAACAAGAUGCUGCUUUCGGUGCUCGUUGGUUCUGGUGUCCAGAUUCUGUUGAUGUCCAUCACCACUGCUGGUUUUGCCCUGUUUGGUCUGCUGUCGCCUUCAAACAGAGGGUCUCUGUCCACCGUGAUGUUCAUCCUGUAUGCCGUCUACGGAUGCUUUGGUUCCUACGUUUCUGCUGCUCUGUACAAGCUGUUCCAAGGUGAGGACUGGAAGUUGAACAUGAUCUUGACCCCUACCAUGAUUCCCGGUAGUUUGUUUGCGCUGUUCAUCUUCUUCAACUUCUUCCUGAUUGCUGUCAAGUCGUCUGGCGCUGUUCCAAUUGGAACCAUGUUUGCCAUCGUUUUGAUUUGGUUUGUUAUUUCUUUGCCAUUGUCAGCCGCUGGUUCCCUGUUGGGCUACAAGAGGCCUUCCGUGACUCUGCCUGUGAAGGUCAACCAAAUCCCAAGACAAAUUCCAACACAACCAUGGUACCUCAAGACACCCGUCCUGGCUCUGAUCGCUGGUAUCUUCCCAUUCGGCUCCAUCGCCAUUGAGAUGUACUUUAUCUACAACUCUCUUUGGUUCAACAGAAUCUACUACAUGUUUGGAUUCCUGUUCUUCUGUUUCUCGUUAAUGCUGGUCACAACCCUGUUGGUGUCCACGCUGCUAAUCUAUUACACUCUGUGCAACGAGAACUACAAAUGGCAGUGGAAGUCCUUCUUCAUUGGUGGUGGUAUUGCCGCGUACAUUUUCGUGCAUGCCUUAUUCCUGUCCAAGUUCAAGCUGGGUGGGUUGACCUCGGUUGUUUUGUACCUUGGAUACUCUUUUGUAAUCUCCGUCGGUGUGGGUUUGAUGUGCGGUGCGGUUGGUUUCCUUGGUGUGUUUUUCUUUGUCCUCAAUAUCUAUGGUCAAAUCAAGAUUGACUGA
This is a messenger RNA of Kuraishia capsulata CBS 1993, 1869 nucleotides long. RefSeq lists its product as uncharacterized. Bases 1 to 1869 code for a protein of 622 amino acids. NCBI's taxonomy places the organism in Eukaryota, Fungi, Ascomycota, Pichiomycetes, Pichiales, Pichiaceae. Gene Ontology annotation, cellular component: endosome; fungal-type vacuole membrane. Gene Ontology annotation, biological process: protein localization to membrane; vacuolar transport. The record is from RefSeq and is a predicted model, not a curated record. The transcript has a single exon.